CUCAGUUCGAGAUUUUCUGAAGCAGUUCGAAGAGUUCGUCGCAGAAAGUUUUCGAGGGAAGACCGAAAGUAAAAACUCGGUCGAGCAAGAUGUUCCAAAAAGUGGUCGCCUGUUUGUUAAUCUACGUCUUCUUCGCGAUGAAAGUGCAGGGCGACAUAUUGAGCGAGGUUGUUACCCCAGAUCAGGUAUCGGCCUUCCGGACCUCUUUGCAGCAGGUCUUCGGAGGACCUGGACAAGUCAUGGACGUCGUUUCCAACAGCGCGUUCUCCGCGUGGGAAAAUCGACCGGACCUUCCGAUCCCGCUACAGGUGCCACCCAGUAUCCUGGCUUUGCGAAAUUUGGCAGGACAGCUACCCACCCCGGCGUCUCCAGCGUCUCCACCGGCUCAGCAACCUGUUCCGCCGAUAGAGAAACGAUAAUUCAUACCUCCAACUUUCUCCCUGGGCAGUCGGAAGAAGACCCAUCACGCCACGUUGGAUUCCUCCGAGUUGCGGCGCUCCGACGGAGCGUCAUGCCCGAGGGCACUGAAAAUUAAUAGUUUGAAUAAAUGCAAAGCAAAAGCGCCUGUUAAUCUAUGACUGCUCUAGAAAUGAGCCGUUCCAAGCUGGGAGCCAACCUUUGCCGAGGUAAUUCCGACGCGGUCGAAGAAGCGUAUAUUACCUGUCCGCAUACUUCCACGGACAUGGUGCGAUUACGAGUUCGCGAGAAAAUCCCCGACAUUGCAGUCACACGCGGAUGUUUAGUGUGAAUUAAUAAAUCGAUCGGCUCGUAUCUUAA
This is a messenger RNA of Orussus abietinus, 777 nucleotides long. RefSeq lists its product as uncharacterized. The coding region runs from base 90 to 419 and encodes 109 amino acids. The transcript has 2 exons. NCBI's taxonomy places the organism in Eukaryota, Metazoa, Arthropoda, Insecta, Hymenoptera, Orussidae. The record is from RefSeq and is a predicted model, not a curated record.